UUCCGCUUCUGGCAGUGCUAGAGAUACAGGAGGGCGUGUCCUCAGUUUGAGCCAAUCACAUGCUCCCCCGGCUCUUGCUAGCGGCUGCUCGGAAGGGUUGGCGGCUUGUGGGACGGAUAGCGAGCAUUUCCGGGUUAGGAGGAAGAAGGAAUGAGCUGUCUGUCACUGGAGCCUGGGUGGCUGUUGUGGCUGCUAAGGAACGCGUCCCCAGGGCUUUCUCCCUGAGUGAGACAUACCGGCUCCCUGAGCUGCAAUGCUUUAGGCUGCGGUACUGUACGGAAGGCACAGGCCUGGCCCCGGGGUGCAGUCAUUUUCUAGGCAUAAGGACGGUAUAUACGCACCGCUGGCAGGCUUCAGGGUAGGGAUCCCUCCAUACAGCUGCAGUAUUAUGGGCUCGGAGAACAGCUCCCUGCGAGGAUUUACUCUCCAAGAUCCUCCCUGGACUCAACCAUCUGGGCUCACUAUAUACCCGGCUCUCCUAGCGGAGGGGCGUCCUGCUUCUGUGUUUGUCUAUCAGCCGGAAAAUCAGGAUAAAGUGGAUAAAGCUGCCAAGCACUUGAAAACACUGCGUCACCCAUGUCUGCUGCGCUUCCUGUCUUGUGCAGUGGAGGAGGAUGGCAUCUACUUGGUGACAGAACGGGUGCAGCCCCUGGAGAUGCUUCUAGAAAAGUUGUCAACAGAUGAAAUCUGUGCUGGCAUCUAUGAUAUUCUGCAAGCUCUGGUUUUCUUACAUGACCGGGGUAAAGUGUCCCACAACAAUGUCUGUCUGUCCUCUGUGUUUGUGAGUGAAGAUGGGCACUGGAAACUUGGUGGUAUGGAAAUGGUCUGUAAUUUAACAGAAGUGUCUCCUGAGUCGGCGGAAUUUGGGAUUAUUCCAAUGGCCCUCAGUCAUGCCCGUGAUGCAUUCUCGUUUGGUCGACUGAUUGAAAGUCUUUUGGCCCAUGUUAGUGAUCAAAAUGAACCAUUGUCCAACUUUAAGUCAACCGUGAAGAACUCUCUCCUGAACCCAGAACCAGAACUCCGACCUGCACUCUCCACUUUACUAUCCCAUGAUUUCUUUAGGAAUGAUUUCUUAGAAGUUGUGAACUUUUUGGAAAGCUUAACUGUGAAAACAGAAGAGGAGAAGAAUGAGUUUUUCAAAUUUCUUUUAGACAGAGUGUCGUCUUUGUCAGAGGAACUUAUCUCUUCGCGGCUGGUUCCUCUGUUACUGAAUCAGCUUGUGUUUGCAGAGCCAGUGGCAGUAAAAAGCUUCCUACCCCAUCUUCUCAGGCCAAAGCGAGAUAUUAUGGGACGAACCCGAGAAGAUUGCCUUUUGUCCCCAGCACUCUUUCAGAGUCGGGUCAUCCCUGUGUUGAUGAAGAUGUUCGAAGUCCAUGAAGAACACGUGCGUGUGGUUUUGCUGACCCACAUAGAUGCCUAUGGGGAGCUUUUCACUUUGAAGGAACUAAAAGAUAUAAUUCUUCCACAGGUUCUCUUGGGCUUGAGAGACACCAGUGAUAUGCUGGUGGCAGUUACUCUUCGUGGCCUGGCUGCCUUAGUCUGUCUGCUUGGGCCUGAGACGGUUGUGGGAGGUGGAAGGGUAAAGAUCUUCAAAAGUACAACACCAGGAUUUACAAAAAACGCAGACAUCACUCCAGAAGGUUCCCCAGUGCAUUCCAUCUAUAAACAGCAGAUGUUGCUGAAUCAGGAGAACGUGCUGGCUAAAGGCGCUCUCUCUGGGAUCAAGCCAGCCACCCCGAGCAGUCUCUUUCACCAGCAUCGCACAAACCCUUCCAGCAAAUUCACUAGUGCAGAUAGUUGUUCAUCUCUGAAUGGAAUCACUGACCUCAAGAAGCCAAAGGUAACCAGCCAUACUAUUGUAACCAAGCCGCCAGAAGAUUGGGUCGACUGGAACGAACCGGAGCCGUUACAGGGCACGGAGCAGCCUGUGAGGGAGAAGGUGCAGCCAGCAGAAGAGAUUCGGAUCCAUGUGCUCCCCCAGGACAGUGAACCAUGGGAUGAUUUUGGCUCAUCUGAUGAUAUUUCUGAACCAGCGGCUGCUGAAGGUCCAGUCCCUGCUCAGCAGGACGUUGGAGAGGGCACUAAUAGCACUGCUCAUUUCACUUCCAGUCUUAGUUUGGACAGUAAUUCAGUUGCUCCGGUCACCAACGCCCCAAACCAGACUAAGGGAACAAACAAACUUGUUUUAACUCACCCUAAAGCCCCCCAUGAAAAGAAAUCCGCCCUGGGGUUUGGUCUGGGAGAGGAAUUUACAAUAACAGUAAAAAGCACAAGCAGAGAUCCUGAGCUCGACCUGUUCGCUGACAUGGCGCCCGAUAUCAAAGUGUCAUCGUCUGUGUAUAACGUACCUGCUGCUGGAACAAACGGGAUUCUUGCACAUUAUGGAGAGAUUAAAACUGAAGUUCCUGAUGCCAAAGGAAGUUCCCAAACAACUGCUUUCUCUUCCAAGUUUGCAGCUGCUGCAGUGACAGAGGCAGAGGGCGAAGGCUGGGGAGAGGAGAAUGACUUCAGCUGGGAAGAGGAUGCAAAUACCUGGUGACCCUUCUGGGGCGCGCAGCCCAAGCUACGUAAUGAAUAAGUGACCCCCUAUGGGACCCCUAGCCAGAGACUGAAGAGUGCCCUGUAUGCAGUAAUAUGAGGGGUGCUGGGGCACCUUGCACUGGAACGUGCACAAGGGGCAUUUCUUUGAGUGUAGGUGAUGCUAUGGGAAUGAAGGAGAUUUUCAGAUUUUAUAUCUUAUGGGCAGAAAUGUUUUAAACUGGGAAUUACGAGACUUUUGUACGAGACUUGGUGUUUGUCAUAAGAACAAGAAACCCAGAGAAAAAAUGCAGUUUCAAAGAAUAUAAAGAUUUAAUGGAAACCCUAUGCCACCAGUUGCCACUGUGCCAGGCUGAAAAGAAUCCUGAAAUAAUGCCACAGACUUUCUGUAUCCAGGGAUUUCCAGGUGUGUUUAAACUACAGCUCCCAGCAUCCCACGGGCUUGUGGUGGGAGUUGUAGUCCUGGCACAGCUGGGAUGGCAAAGGCUGCCUGCAAUGUGUGGCUUUCUGUUUUACUGAGAACAAUCCGCUUCAUUUAUCCCCUUGUGCUUUUUAGAUUUAAUUUCAGCAUUUGCUUUAUUUCUCCAGUUCUACAAACCUGUAGUUCAGAUCUGCACUGCUGGUUUCACUAAGGAAUAAGUGUUCUCCAAAUCGCAUUAUUUAAUGAGCACCGUACCCUUUAAUGUUCCAGGAUAAUUUUGGUUACAGGGCAGUGCCACGCUGGCACAGGUUAUGGCUGUACAGGCAAUGAGUACUCCCCUGCCUGUUGCCAAUGGCAUUAUACAGCAGGGGCUCUGUGGGAGUAGAGUGUGGGAGGGCUAGACACACAUGUUUCAUAUAUGGACUCUUGGUCACACAACUGUGCAGCAUACACACUGCGCCUGGGGCCUUUCCAAGCAACCUAAUGGGUUUUAUGUUUGUUAUGCCUGCUCUAGUCCCACUAUAGGGUAUGUGAUUUGAAGGGAAAUAUUCUGUACUUUGCCAGAGCUAGAAGUCACUGAUCUACAAUGUAUUCCAAGAGGCAGUAGCGCAUCUUUCACCGUGGCUGAUGAACUCCCACAAACAUACUUGGUCGGCCACAUUUUCAGCCCAGAGAGGCCACAUUCCAGUGGUAUCAGCAUUGAACUGCUGCCCAAGAGCUGUAGGUGGGCACGUUGUUAAACUAACAUGUCGCUCUGGGUAUAACCAGCCCUGGUGUAAGUGAUGAUAUAAAAAGAAAAAAA
This is a messenger RNA of Xenopus tropicalis (tropical clawed frog), 3761 nucleotides long. It is a transcript of the gene scyl3, whose product is annotated as SCY1 like pseudokinase 3. Lineage: Eukaryota; Metazoa; Chordata; Amphibia; Anura; Pipidae. The coding region runs from base 389 to 2539 and encodes 716 amino acids. Gene Ontology annotation, molecular function: ATP binding; protein kinase activity. The transcript has 12 exons. The record is from RefSeq and is a predicted model, not a curated record.